UAGGAAUUAGUAGCUGUCAACAUCAAGUGUUUUAAAAAAUGUAUAAAAUUAUAUUUUUACUUUUCAUUUGUUUUGUUGUUGGACAAGGAGAAGAUCGUUCACUUCAAAUAACAUGGGGAAUAAUUUUAAAAGGAUUGACUCCUCUUGUAUCUUUAAGAUAUGGUUGGAAUCAAGCUAAUAUUACUUGGAAUGCAAAUAUUUCAGACAAGGAAAAUCCUUUAAGAGCUACUUAUGCAGUCACUUAUCUUUCACCAAAUAUAACAACAAAAUAUGGUAAUUCUUCAAAUUUGUGCAAUCCCGCCCAAAAGGGUAGUUUUGAAGGAGUUCUUCAGACUUUAAUUUUGAAAACCAUAGCAAAUACCGACAGUUGUCCAAUUCAAAAGGGAACAACGAGUUCUUAUUCUACACCAUUUAAUCAUACAUACACUAUUGAUAAAUCUGGUGGAUGUGGAAAUUUUAUUGCUGACAUUAAAAUAUUUAGACAAAAUCAUAGAACCAAUCUAUUUCCAGUAUUGAUAAAUACUUUCGGAGGAAAGAUAACUGGCUGUUAGACUAUACUGUGACACAAAAUUAAAGAAUUUCAGUAGAAUGGCUUAUUAACUAAAAAAGUUAAAAUGUUUAUUCUUUAUUUAAUUUAAAUAAAUAUCAAAUUGAAAAAAUAAUAA
Messenger RNA from Leptopilina boulardi, 665 nucleotides. RefSeq lists its product as uncharacterized. The record is from RefSeq and is a predicted model, not a curated record. The transcript is spliced from 4 exons. The coding region runs from base 39 to 551 and encodes 170 amino acids. Lineage: Eukaryota; Metazoa; Arthropoda; Insecta; Hymenoptera; Figitidae.